This is a messenger RNA of Oncorhynchus gorbuscha (pink salmon), 2610 nucleotides long. RefSeq names its product K(lysine) acetyltransferase 8 (gene kat8). NCBI's taxonomy places the organism in Eukaryota, Metazoa, Chordata, Actinopteri, Salmoniformes, Salmonidae. Bases 6 to 1484 code for a protein of 492 amino acids. The transcript is spliced from 12 exons. Gene Ontology annotation, biological process: regulation of DNA-templated transcription. Gene Ontology annotation, molecular function: histone acetyltransferase activity. The record is from RefSeq and is a predicted model, not a curated record.
CGAGAAUGAUGAAGCACUGUAGGCUACAUGUGGGCAUUGCGGAAGCCCUUUGGAGGCUUGACAAAUUUGGCCAAUCAGAAGAGGACCGAAUGGACGUUGAAAUUGACCCAGGACACAACCUAACGGACCGGGAAGACUUGGACGCCGGAAUACAAGCCCCUUGUUCAUCUAACGGCAGUGGCGGGGAGGAGGAUGAGUCGGAGGCCAUUGAUCGGGAAAGAGAAGCCGGGGGCUCGAUUCUUCAGCGCAACGGGGAAGGAGUGUUGUUGGGCAGGGAGCAAGAGGUGUCGGUCGAAAUCGGAGAGACGUAUUUAUGUCAGCGAGCCGACAAAACAUGGCAUUCUGCUGAGGUUAUCCAGUCCCGGCUGAACGAACAGGAGGGCAGAGAGGAGUUCUACGUACACUAUGUUGGAUUUAACAGACGUCUGGAUGAGUGGGUGGGCAAGGCUCGCCUGGCACUGACCAAGACGGCGAAGGACGCAGUGACAAAAAUCGCUGAGGGUGGAGGAGGGGGCGAGCUGGGGGAGCAGCCCGAGAGGAAGAUCACCCGCAACCAGAAACGCAAACAUGAUGAGAUCAACCACGUGCAGAAGACGUAUGCAGAGAUGGACCCCACCACAGCUGCCCUGGAGAAGGAGCAUGAGGCGAUUACUAAAGUGAAGUACGUGGACAAGAUCCAGAUUGGCAACUUUGAGAUUGACGCCUGGUACUUCUCCCCAUUCCCAGAGGACUACGGCAAACAGCCCAAGCUGUGGAUCUGCGAGUACUGCCUCAAGUACAUGAAGUACGAGAAGACCUUCAGAUACCACCUGUCCCAAUGUCAGUGGAGGCAGCCUCCAGGGAAAGAGAUCUACAGGCGGAGCAACAUCUCUGUAUACGAAGUGGACGGUCGUGACCACAAGAUCUACUGUCAGAACCUGUGUCUACUGGCCAAGCUCUUCCUGGACCACAAGACGCUGUACUUUGACGUGGAGCCUUUUGUCUUUUACAUCCUGACUGAAGUCAACAGGCAGGGAGCACACAUAGUGGGAUACUUCUCCAAAGAGAAAGAGUCGCCAGAUGGGAAUAACGUGGCGUGUAUCCUCACCCUCCCACCCUACCAGCGCAGAGGAUACGGAAAGUUCCUCAUAGCCUUCAGUUAUGAGCUGUCUAAAUUGGAGAGUACAGUAGGUUCUCCAGAGAAGCCCCUGUCAGACCUGGGCAAGCUGAGCUACAGGAGCUACUGGUCCUGGGUGCUGCUGGAGAUCCUCAGGGACUUCAGGGGUACGCUCUCCAUCAAGGACCUCAGUCAGAUGACCAGUAUUACCCAGGGUGACAUCAUCAGUACACUACAGUCCCUCAACAUGGUGAAAUACUGGAAGGGCCAGCAUGUCAUAUGUGUCACUCCCAAACUGGUUGAGGAACACCUCAAGAGCGCCCAGUACAAGAAGCCGCCAAUCACAGGUUUGCAGGUAGCCCAGAGCUUAAGAACGUUGGGCCAGUAAUUGAAAGGUCGCUGGUUCGAAUCCCUGAGCCGACUACAUGAAAAAUGUGUCUGCCUUUUGAGCAAGGCACUAGCUGACCUCUCUCUGAGAGUGUUUCAGGGAUAUGCAAAAAUUCAGAUUGACUUGCAUAUAAUAUACACUUCAUGUGUGAAAUAGAACAAAUGUAAGCACCCACUUUUUUAUUAUUCCCUAUAUAGGGAAUAGGGUGCCAUUUGGGACAAGCCCCUAGUCCCUUCAUUUGUAAGUACUUAUCAGAAAGGACUGAAUACUUUUUUUUGUGGCCUUGGUUCCAUCUGAAAUAUACAGCAAAAUGAUUGAAUACUUUAUAGAGUUUACCUCACAGAUUUGAAAAAUGUGUUUUGCUAUUGUGUUUAAAAAACAAGUAUUCAGACCCCUUGACUUUUUCCACAUUCUGUUACGUUACAUCCUUAUUGUAAAAUGCAUUAAAUAAAUACAUACAUCCUCAGCAAUCUACGCACAAUACCUCAUAAUGACAAAGCGAAAACAGGUUUUGGGAAAUUUUUUCAAAAGUAUUCAAAAUAAAAACUGAAAUGCCUAAUUAAAAUGGGUAAUGUUGAAGGAUUAAUGUUCUCUCUCUUAGAAAAUAGUCCUGAUCAUAUAGGUCUAAUCCUAGACAAUAAAAAAUAAAAAAAGAACAAUACCCAGAAUCCUUAAUUUUAAAUGGUAAAGUCAUGUCUUCCUACACAAUAACAAAACACAUUUGUUCAUUUUUGCAAAAACAAAUCUUUUGAGAAUCCUUAUUCUCGUGGUCUGAGAGUCUUUAGGUGCCUUUUGGCAAACUCCAAGCGGGCUGUCAUGUGCUUCCGUCUGCCUACUCUACCAUAAAGGCCUGAUUGGUGGAGUGCUGCAAGGACUGUUGUCCUUCUGGAAUGUUCUCUCAUCUCCACAGAGGAACUCUUGAGCUCUGUCAGUGACCAUUGGGUUCUUGGUCACCUCCCUGACCAAGGCCCUUCUCUCCCGAUUGCUCAAUUUGGACGGGCAGACAGCGCUAGGAGUCUUGGUCGUUCCAAACUUCUUCCAUUUAAGAAUGAUGGAAGUCACUGUGUUCUUGGGGACCUUCAAUGCUACAGAAAUGUUUUGGUACCCUUCCCCAGACCUUCCCCAC